Colletotrichum acutatum is the source of this 5631-nucleotide messenger RNA. RefSeq lists its product as uncharacterized. NCBI's taxonomy places the organism in Eukaryota, Fungi, Ascomycota, Sordariomycetes, Glomerellales, Glomerellaceae. The coding region runs from base 1 to 5631 and encodes 1876 amino acids. The record is from RefSeq and is a predicted model, not a curated record. The transcript is spliced from 2 exons. Gene Ontology annotation, molecular function: protein binding.
AUGCCGACUCCGCCGACAGAGGAUGACCGCCAGCGGCGGAUCAUCCAGUUUGCGGAGGAAUGGGGUCUCGAGCCCCCGCCGUCACCGACGCCCCUGACGCGGCCUUCCAGCCCCCCCAGCUUCCGGACCCCGGAGGACGACUUCAAGGCCGAGGAGCUACUCAAGCGCAAGCAAAUGUCACACGGCCGCACAGAAUCCACAACUAACCUGCGGCGCGCCUUCACGGGGAAGAAGAAGUCGUGGGACUACAAGGUCGUCUUUGACACCCUCGACAAGCACGUCGCCGACCGCGGAUCACCCGGUGUGGCGGAGGCUCUCAUCACACAGCUGGUCUCAUCCGGCGGCGACGUCAACAUGGCUCAAAAGGCAAAGACGAGCAUCCUGCCUCGCCGGAAAAGUCUCGACAGCUUCGGCGAGCGGAGUAAGCUGUUGCAACACGCCGUGCACAAUGGCCAGGUCGAUAUGAUUCAGGUCCUGCUACCGCACGCCGACACAUUUGCCUUGGACGCCUCAUUACCGGUCGCCAUGCAGUCCGAGAACGUAGAGGUCGUCGAACUUCUUCUCCGCUACGGCGCCGGGGUGGCGCAUAGCCCCGAGGCUCAGGAAUCGUUCCGCCAGGCGUGCGCGGCGGGCGGACAGGCGGAUUUGGUGGGGAUUGUUCUGCGGUCUGAGGGCCGGCCACCGACUUCGUGGCUCUCGCAGUGCAUGGUGGACGCGACCAAGGCAGGAUGUUUGGAAACGGUGCUUCAACUAAGUCGAUCCAAUGCCGAUGGUGACUACAACCAAGCGGAGGCGCUCAAAGUCGCAAUUAGCCAGGGACGCCACGACAUUGCUCUUGCGAUUCUCAUGGGAAACCAUCCGCCGAAACGGCCGGGACUGGACGAGGCUUUCUCAAAUUUGUUGGAUCAUCCUUCGAUGAAUCCAAGAGACAAGCUUGCCGUAGCCGAGCUACUACUAUGCGCCGGCACAGACGGCGAUGCACCCGCCAUGGCUCUCAUCCACGCCGCAGCAGCAGAGUUCCAAGACAUGGUCAGUCUUCUAGUCAAGUACGGGGUCUCAAUAGAGUAUCAGGACGCAAUGGCCAUUCGGAAAGCCGUUCAGAAUGGACGGGUAGACGUGGCGCACAUCAUCCUUAGCGGCAAUGCGGAACUUAGUGCAACGCAUGCUUCCGAGUGCGUCGAGCUCAUACCGAAAAACAUGGGCGUGGAGAGCCGUCGGUUAUUAUUGGAUUUGCUGUUACGGAGAGGGGCAAACGGGACUGCGCUGCACGACAUGCUCAUCGAGGCGGCGGAGGCAGGCGACGUUGACUCAGCCAAGCUUCUUCUCACCGCCGUCUUCCCCGGGGGACGUCCCAUCGCCGAACAUGAUGUGAAGAAGGGACCGAGAUCGAUGGUGUAUGACCGCCACCAAACGGCAUCUGUCGACCACAAGGGUGGUUUGGCUCUGCAGAUCGCAGUCAUGAGGAGUGAUGCGGCCAUGGCCAAGGAGCUUCUCAUGAGCAAACCAUCAAGCGACACAUUAGCCCAAAUCUUCCCUCUCACCAAGACAUUAUCACGGAAAAACAGGUAUCGCAUGGUGGAGUGUUUCCUCACGAGCGGUCUCGCUGGGCCCAUUGUUCACGACGCGUUACAAGAAGCCAUUGAUGAGGAGCCACCACAUCGCGACGAAGACCUAAUCGGACUGUUUCUCAAGUACAACACCGACAUCAACACCAACGAGGGUUCAGCUUUAGUAGCUGCUGUGUCGCAAAAGGACGUGAGGCUACUCAAUGCGCUGCUCAAGAAGAAUGUGACACCUCACACUGCCGCUGGCGUAUUGCCCAGGAUCAUUGCGACUCAGGAUGCCAAGGCGAGGCUGGAUAUGGCAACGCUGCUUUUGACGUCGGUGCCGGACUUGGACCCGGUCAAGGUCUCACAGGCAAUGCUCAACGCGUUGAAUUAUCGGCCAGCUGAUCUGAAGCUUUUGCAAGUGUUGUUGGUGCAGGGUCGUGCCGAUGUCAACGUUGACAACGGCAUUGCCAUGGCUUCCGCAAUCCACAGCCAUGAUCCGCCAGUUCUUGAGACGCUGCUCAUGCACGGCAAACCUUCACACGCAACAGUCAGCAGAGCCGUUAGCGAGUUUGGGCAACUAAUAUUCUCAGAUACCAAGGCCGCCAAGCUUGAGAUUCUCUUGCAAAAGACAAAAGACAGGGCUCCCUUUAACGACGUCCUCGUGAAGGAGGUCCACGCUCUCCUUCAGACCCUUCCCGAGCAUCGACAACUGUCCAUCGUCAAGGUCCUCCUCAGCGCCGGUGCCGACGUCAACUCUCACAACGCCGCCGCUCUUUGUCACGCCGUAGCCGCAAGCGACACACAGAUCACCGAUCUCCUCUUCGCGGCCCGCCCGAACCCAGCUUCGCUCGCAUCGGCCUUACCCCACGCCCUGCGAAUCGCCGACCCGAUGGAUCGUCUCGAGUUCUCCCAGAAGCUGCUGGACGCGGGCGCGCCGAGUGCCGAGGUGAACAGGGCCCUUGGGUUCGCUAUCAACACGUACACGAACGACAUACCGUUGCUCCGAACCCUUUCUGCCAAGGCCAACACAAGCGAUGGAGAAGCCCUGGUUUCCGCGGUCAAGAAGGAGCGUCCUGAUAUUGUUCAACUCGUAUUGGCGCAAAAGCACCCUCUCCCUGUGCUCAACGAUGCCUUUGCCGAGGCGGCUCUUCUGUCAAACCGAGAAGCAAGGGCGGCGAUAUGCGAGGUGCUGUUGCAGCAUGGCGCCUCGGGCUCCGUACUUUCGGAUGCCUUGCUUGCGGCAGCGGCGGACGGUGAUUUGGUCUUGGGUAAUCUCCUCGUCAGCCAUGGGGCGCAGAUUGACGAGGACGCCAUCGUGGAGGCAUGUCGUUCGGGCGCCGCCGACGUUCUCAACAUGCUGCUCAGCGGCACCACAACACCCAAGCGAUCGACGAUUGAAAGGGGCUUCCAAGCCGCCACCGAAGUCGGCAACCUCAAAACGCGAGCCGCCAUCCUCGAGCCUCUCCUUAUCCACGGCGUAGAAGGUGAAGCACUCGACGCGCAGCUCGCAUCCGCGGUCCGAUUCGGCGAAGAAGGCGACGACCUGGUCAAGAUCCUACUGGAAGCCGGCGCAGACCCGAAUUACAACAAGGGCGAGGCCAUCUGGGCGGCCACGAGGAGCGCCUACCUGAGCAGUCUGAAAAUGAUGCUUGGGUUGGUCGAACUCGGGACGCGGCUAGUGAGUAAACCAUCGAGCGCCUCGUUGAGAUCCAUUGCCUCCGCCAAAUCCCACGCUUCGUUAAAGGGGUCUAACAAGAGGAAGCAACACAAGCCCUCGCAUGCCACGCUUAAUAGGGCGCUAAGGGCUGCUUGGAAACUUAGCCGUGAACCCCGUGCCGCCGCGAUCGAUAUGUUGUUCCGAGCCGGUUUGCCUGUUUCCGACGACUUACACGUAGUACUGAACAACGCGAUUAACGAAGAGGAGCUCGACCUCAAGAUCAUCCGGUCUUUACUUCGAUACGGUGCUUCGCCGAUCGCCAAUGAUUGCCAAACCCUAGUCGAUGCCACGAGGAGAGCUCUGGUGAAGCCGCUUGCCUUCAUGCUCGAGUCCAAAAUAUUGUCGGCGGACCUUAAUCUCGCCAUCAGAGAAGGUUUUACUAGGGAAAACACAGACGCCUGGUUUUCGGAAGCUGGCUUCACCAUCCUGCACAGCUUCCUGAAAAAGGGAGCUCACGGCGACGGUCUCAGCUCCGUCCUCACCCAGGUUGUCGAUCUACCUUUGACCGAGAGCGAGCCCGACAGCCUAGCACUCGCCAACGGCUUCGUCGACAUCCUUCUCGAUCACAAAGUCGACGUCAACUACGCCGACGGCAAGUUGUUGCAGUCAGCCGCCGCCGCCUGCAACUCCUUCUUGGUCAAGAGAUUACUAGACAAAAAGCCCAACACCGAGUCCAUAUCCCGAUCAUUUUACCGCAUCUUUGACAACCCGGCCUCGGAAGACGACGCCCUGGAAUUAAUUACAAUGUUUACUGAAUACGCUGACGGAGAGACGAGGCUGGACGUCAUGUACACGCCACCGGACUCGUUGCCCCUAAUGUUCCUCGCCCUGCAGCAGCACCCGCGAUCGAUUCGGAUUACCAAGGCCCUCUUGGAUGCCGGAUACUACUACGAUCAGAUGAUGCCUUGCAAGGUGAUGGAAGACCUUGAUGAGGAGGCCAUUACGCUCAUGAUGUGGGCGCUUCUCCAGCCGCAGAAGAAGGUCAGCAGUGGCAUCGUGCAGAUGCUCAUCGAGACCGGCGCCAAGGUCAAUUUUGAGUCGAAGAUAUCCCAAUCUACGCCGCUCAUGCUGGCUAUCCGGAAUCGCCGACCUGACGUUGUCAAAAUGCUGUUGUUAGAAGGUGCAGAAGUGGACGUGUGCGAUGUGAAGGGCAACACGCCACUUACACUGUCGACCGAGGUUGGAGGGGACACAGCCAUCAAGAUGAUGUCCAACCUACUAGCUGCUGGCGCCUCGCGCAAUGACGGAUCACUUCACAACUCUGCCCGCGAGCUGAACCUCUCAGCCUGCCAGGUCUUGGUGCAGUACGGACAUGAGCCUGAUUUCCCAAGUACACUUCACGGCGGCCGGAGUGCACUAGGAGAACUUGCGCGGCACUGCGCGGAUAGCGGCGAACUCACUGCCGCGCGACAAAAGCUUAUGGAAAGGGCCAUCAACUUCCUUAUCGAAGCUGGUUCCGACACAACCUUGAGAUCAGAAGGGAAGUCGAUCCUCCUCCUAGGUCUCGAGUCCCGGGACCCCCUCGUCACUUGUCGGACACUCCUCAAGGCGGGUAUGUGGAAGUACAUCAACAAAAAGUUCAACCACUACUCGGACGGCAAGAUGACCUACUCGCCAACCAUGUACGUCAUGCACGUCCUCCCCAAAUCAGACCAGCAAGACGCCCUCAUCAAGCUCCUCCGCGCCAACCGCGCCGAAGACGUCUACUACGCCAACAUGGGGCCCCAACCAGAAGGCGCCGUCGGCAUGCCCGAGGACGUUGAAGCCCAAGAACGCACCCGCCGCGCCCGCCUCGACCGCAUCAACUUGGAGCAGGAAGACCACGCCCUCUCCAUCGCGCGCAACCGCGAGCUGGCGACGGUGCAGGCACAAAUCUGGUCUGCGCAGGCGGAGCUCGAGGACUCUCGGCGGCAGCGCGUGGCGCAGGACGAGCUGGUGGCGCUCAACGAGCGCGCGCGCAUCGAGGAGGACCAUUUUGCAGCCCAGAUGCGGCGGAAGCGCAACGAGCGCAGCGCGGACCUGGAGCACCAGGCCGCGCUGACGGAGGCAAGCAUCACGCGGGCGCGGGCCGUGGAGCUGGCCGAGUCGGACCUGACGAUGGCGCGGCAGAGCAUGAUGCUGGAGUGGGAGAAGCAGAUUGCGACGGAGAAGGUCGACCAGGCCAAGACGUUGAGCGCGAUUCGCGUCGCGGAGAGGGAGGACGUGGAUCGUCUGGACCGGGAGCAGGAGGAGAGGUUCCGGGCGCGGUUGGCGGAGCAGAGGAGGCUUGUUGACGGGCAGACGAACCUUGCGAGCCAGCUCACCAACGCGGGGGUUAAUGGAAGGAGACAGAUUGGGUACAUCACCGGGGAGAUUAGAGAUUAA